UGCCCGUCGUCGCCGAGCCAUUCCGAGCCGUGACAAGCCGUGCCGACCCGUGCCGUUUCGCCGCAAUGAUGCCUUGCAGGACCCUGCGCAAAUCUGCAGCACCCGCCGCAGAGCGGGACGCGGUGGCGGAGUGCGCGCUGGAGCUGCGCAGGAUCGGCGACAAGGCGGACCUGCGACAGAGGAUCCUGAACCUCAUCGCAAAGCUGUUCUGCCCCAAAACGUGAGCCCCCUACUCUCGGCGGGGCACAGGAAGAGAGGGAAGACCUUGGCUUUGCAGAUCUGGAACGAGAGACUUCGCUUAUACUGGGGGAUGGAGAAAGCUCUUUGCAUCGCGUUUUGCUACCCGGAGCCACCGGAGGAUGGCUGUCGCAACAUGAUUUCUUUGGAUAGUGUUACAGCAUCAUCGGCCUGUGGAUGCCAGGCUGGAAGGAAGCUAGCGCUGGACAGAGCCCCUAGCGCCGGGGGGCCGCGGGGCAGGAUGCAGCCGGGCACAACCUGUCGUGGCAUCCUUCAGUCCCCGCAGCUACGUCUCACCUUCGGGAACAAUCCAAAACCAUGAUAAUAAUUAAAGAAAAGUCAGCAUCCUGGAACGCGGGACCGUCUGUCACGAGGUGAAAGGCAGCGUUCAGGUUCUGACUGUUCUCGUUUCCUAAAGCUCGGAUUCUGCUGGACGGGGGGUGGGCGGGUGUGUGUGGUGGUGGGGAUGUCUCAGUCGUUAAUUAAACCACUAUCUUUAUUGAAAGGUUAUUUGCUGUUAAAAAGUUGUUUCACAGACUAAAAACUACAAUUCUAUGAAUUAACAUGAUGUUGUGUAAUUCUAGUCUAUAUUAUAUAUAUAUGUACAUAUUUAUAUUUAUAUAUAUAUAAUAUAUAUUUAUGCAAAUAUGCGUACCCUGCUUGCACGAAAGGAGUAUUUCACAGAACUAUCAAUUGAAUGCUACUUUUUUACUCUCAAAAAGCAGUAUGGAAAAGUGUUCAAAACAUGACAAAAAUAUAUAUAUCUAUAUUAACUAGAAGAAAACAUAAUGUUUUCUGAUCGUAAAAGAAAUACCCCGUGCAUCGCAGAAGGGAACAUACUUUAGUAUAUCGUUAAAUAUGACGUAUGAAUAGAUAUUAUACAAAUACAGAUAUUGAGGUAUUUGAGUUUAGGGGAAGGAAUUCUUUCAACAUUAUAAAGAAUUUCUUGAGAACAAUACGAUACCACUCUGUAUUUCUAUAAGUAACAAUAUAGCUCUUAGAAAAACAAAAAAAAAGUAGAUCUUAAAGCUGAAUCUGAGUUUUCUUAAGUACAUUAUUUUUUCAAAAAAGGCAGCUAUGUCUCUUUGAAGAAAUAAUCUCAAUAGAACUGAAUGUUACAGUCAGUACAGGAAAGUAUCCUUGGGUUUUUAAAUGUUCAGUGAUACUUACAAGCAGAGGUUCUUCCCCUGUACUUCACUUCCAUUUCAUUUCAUGGUAUCCUCAUCUAAGUUCCGGAACGAUGAAGCUGCUGUAGUACACCCGGUGAAUGGUGAUGCGUUACGCCUAUCUCACUGAGGGGUUCCCCUCAGCUGGCUUUGAAGGAGCUGAACUAAGCAUGCAGCUCGCUCUUGAGGCAAGUGCUAACCCUGCUUGUCUGUUCUUGUCAGACGUGACCCCAAACAGUGUUCUUUCUAGCAAGAAAAUGCUUGUAGCUGGUCACGUUUUGUUACUACCUCUUCAGUCAGUGUUCAGAAGUAUGCAAAAUAACCAUCUCCUUCCGGAGAUGCAGCAUGAAAAGAAACAUGAAGUCAUACUCUCGCUUCUCUUACUAACCUCUGCUUUGGUAUGUACGUUUGCACUGUGUAAGGGUGCAUAGCUGCACCUCCUGAAUUCUGGCUCAAAUUACAGUUCUUCCUGCCUUGUAGCGAUGUCUUGCUUGUAUUUAUAAUGUGUUUUUCAGCUAGCUCUUCUGAACCUGCCUUUGCAAAAUGGUCGUUGCAUAGCUUACAUAGCUUUGCUCGCUGUCACGACCAACCGUGUGUGGCUGUUACUCGCGGACAGUGAUUUCGCUGAGCAGAAGGGGGCUGACUUUGCCUUCUGCUUGGAGGACUUCACCCAGUUUCAUCAGUGUUACUGGGAGCUUUGCAGUUGGCUUGAGCCAGAGGUACAGUUUCUUCCUCCUCUAAGCCAGCCAACACCUUUCUAGUGAGAACGUAAUGUUUCACACAUCGCUGUUACUCACCUUAGUAUCGCAAAGUAGCAUGUUUUGCUGACAUGUACAUAAGUCGGUUUUCCCAGUAUUAAAAAGUAAAUGCAAAGAGUUUUUGUUAAACACCAAUGUCCAGGCAAAGCUGCUCACCAGGGGCAGCCCUGAGCAUGGUGGAAAUAGUGCAGCUGCAAGCCCUUGGCCCAGGCAGCCCUGCAGACUUCAUCGGGGGCACUGCGCCUGUCUGGGCCCCCCAGAAACAUGCAGCAUUAGCAUUCACAGUAGUAGCUGAAAUGUAUUUGGGUAAGAGUGUUCUGUCUAAUGUAUGCUGCUUUGAAAUUUGAUAGAAAAGUAGGUGCAGGGCUCAUAGAGCCUGGCCAAUAAUUUAGGCUGUAGCACACAAAAAUGUUACCCCCCCAAAAAAAAGUAUUGUAUCCCCAUAAAUGCAUUGUCUUGGGGCCAUCUAAGUUAAGUACCAGUGCAGUGUUUUUCUGUCUAGAUCUGCAAGGACUAUUUGUUUUUUGUGAAAAGUUUUCAUGUUUCUCUGAAACUUGUCAAGAGUGCUAGCAUCCGCACUGAGCGCACGAAAAAGACCUAAAUUAAAGUAAUCAAUGCUAGUACAUGAGCAAAUAUAGUUGUCUUCCCUAAGUUUCCUUUUAUUACUUCGCCAAACCAUCUGCUAUUGUAUGAUUAAAAAUAUGAGUUUGUUUUUCUUAAGGCCCAUUCUGGAUACGGGCUGGUUAUUUCACUGUAUGUCCUAUGCAUGUAUGUCUUGAGUUCUUGUUGAGAUAAUAAAUAUGAAAUGCUAGCAAGAAAAAUGAGUCAUUGUUGUAACUUUGUUUUUUUGAG
Molecule: messenger RNA, 3013 nt
Organism: Cygnus atratus (black swan)
Lineage: Eukaryota; Metazoa; Chordata; Aves; Anseriformes; Anatidae
Gene: PMAIP1
Product: phorbol-12-myristate-13-acetate-induced protein 1
Exons: 2
Coding region: 66-224 (52 amino acids)
Biological process (GO): DNA damage response; release of cytochrome c from mitochondria; apoptotic process
Source: RefSeq, a predicted model, not a curated record